Messenger RNA from Amoebophrya sp. A120, 7943 nucleotides. NCBI's taxonomy places the organism in Eukaryota, Dinophyceae, Syndiniales, Amoebophryaceae. The record is from the annotation of a GenBank genome assembly.
GAAGUACGUUUGAACCCAUUUCCAUUUCGCUAUAAUUUCGGAAACAAUGAAGACAAACGAAAGGGCUAAUGCGAGCGCUCCGAAGUACUAGUUGCUAUAAAAUACAAACACAACGUUGCGCCGACCCGUGAUGGCGCGCGUCGCUGAAGGAGAGGAUGAGGGGCACUUUAUGACCCCAACCAAAGCAACCAACAAGAAGCUGAACUCCCUCAGGCUUGAAGGCGAGGCCGUGGUUCCCUUGGUGGAGGCCGGCGCCGGCGGCGAUGACGAUGACACCCCCAUCAGCCCGGAGUCCGUCGCAUUGCUGGAGAGGCGGAAGAACCGCCCGCCGGGGUGCACGCGUCCCGAGCUCCGAAAGCCGAAGCCCGGGCUGGCCACCCGGGACGGGUGGGUUCGAUACAUGGACCGGUACCUUGCGGGCACGCCCGCCAGUUGCGGGAAGACGGGAUUCACGUUCCCCACCCUCGGGAAAGCAAAGCAAGCGGCAGCGAACUAUCCUAGGUAAAAACGUCCCCACCGCCACCCUUUGCAGCGCUAACACCAUGGGAAAUCUGCUAGACCACAGAUGGAUAAGCCUUGGCUGUUGCGCAUGACAAGCCUGUGCAGCCCGGAGUGUAGUCUUGUUUGGGUAGUGCUGUCGCAUCACACAUUGAUCUUCAGACUCUGAGCUCUAGGCCAUAAUGCCAAACCAUAUGUCUGUGAAUUUCAAAAUACGAACACCAUUACAUUAGAAAAUGCACUCCAUGGGGCUGCGCAUGGGAGACAUCCUGGGCGUGCAGAUUUGCACGAAAAAUGUCUUGAUGCAGCUGAGGUGUAUUGCCUUUGCCCUUAGAAAGAAAAGCCUCAUUCGUACCCUCCCACCUCCAGACGGAAGGUCUAAACCGCAGCGCCGUCUUGCGCUUGUUGCUUUUGGCCUUUGAUUGUGUAUGCAGCUGCAUAAAAGUGGGGGAGUUGCCUCAGAUACCAGUAUUCUGCUUGGUGCUGUUGAUUACCUGGAUUUCUCCCUGCGUCGUGUUCUUGUAUGUUUUUUGGACGAGUUAUGUGUUUUUGCAACCACGCACCUGCACCUCCUAGCCCGAGGGGGUGCGGGUGCCCGAAGUGAAAAAUGUCGGAUGUUGGAUCAGCUGGCGUGAUAUGUUGGCUCAGAAGAUGAAGGGGGCUUGAAAACAAGUAUGUCUCGCAACCCUCCUAGCUUACUAUACUUAGUUUCAUUCAGCCGAUCUGUUUUGCAUACGAAAGUCGGCAACUCGCGUUUAGGCCUUGACCUUCUAGGGUGUGUUUGUCGUAACUCAUGAUUUUACUAGAGACCACGCAGCGCAUGAUCUACUAGCCCGCUGGCGUGCGGGACCCCGGAAAAAAAGCUGACUGCGAGAACAGUAGGCUAGUGGCCACCGGGUGAUGAUGCUGGCGAUCAUAGCGCCUCAGCGUCCGCUUGACUCACCUCCCCUGCGCGUCAAACUAUCUGCGGCCAUGGUGCACAUUGGGCGGCAAAGUGUGUUGCAUUUCCUUUAGCAGGACAAAAAAUUUGGGGUGGGGAUGUAUUUACUGAGGAUGCGAAUCAUCCGGACUGCUACGGCAUCACGCAGGUGUCAGAGCGCGAGUUCGAGCUCCGGGCCAGCGCGUAUGAGAGUGCACUGCUCUCCCUCCCCCUCAUUUGUAUGGCAUGAACAACAUUCAUUGCAACCACCAACACACGUGGAGCCUGUGCUUGACAAGUUCAUGUGCCGAAUGUACUUAGAUAUAUUGUUUCGGCUUCCGAAAUUUGGUGUAAUGCAACAAAUGCCAGCUGCUUUGCAUAAGAUAAGGAUUAAUUAUGAUUAAGAUUAAGACGAAGACAGCAAGACCAGCAACUGCGUUUGGGAUUUUGCAUUACAAACAAGGUCAGGGCACGGGGGCCAACGACCUUCCCGCCCUUUGCAGGACGGGGCGCACGUAGAUACGUGGACAGCACGCCAGAAAUUUCAAAACUUUGCGCUAUACUGAAAGCAAGAGGCCGGGCACAGAGUCCCCGCGCUGACCUAUGGCUUUUGCGCCUGGGCCGUACGGCUCCCGGGAGUCGCGCGCGUCCAUCCAGCUGGCCCCUAGGUCAUGACGCGGGGACACAGUCCCCGCGCUGACCUAGGGCUUUUGCCCCGGGGCCGCGUUCGGGAAGCGCUUCCUUGCAGCUGGCCCCUAGGUCGUGGCGCGGGGACAGAGUCCCCGCCCGGACCUAGGGCUUUUGCCCCGGCCGGGGCCGCGCGCUGCCCGGGAAGCGCUCAAAGCUAGGUAGCCCCUAGGUCAUGGCGCGGGGACAGAGUCCCCGCGCUGACCUAGGGCCUUUGCCCCUGGGCCGUGCGGUGUCCGGGCAGGGCCCGCGACAGGCUACGUAGCCUCUUCGUCAUGUGGCGACGCUCGUCGGGACUGGGCCCCCCCGCUGACCUAGCGCUUUUGCGCCCGGGCCGUGGGGUGGUCCCUCCGGGAUGCAGACGCCCAAAGCUCACCCCCCGGUCAUGGCUCGGGCACCCACAGACAGAGCCCUCGCGUUGGCCUUGGGCACUUGCCCGGCCGGCCGCGGGCCUUGCCUGCGGUGCCCGGGAAGCGCUCCCACCAAAUCAAAUGCUUGGACAUGCAUGGCGCCACCGGUGGGGCCCAUGCCCAGACGGGGGCGGGACCGCCUACAGGGCGGGCUCGGGGCCUCCGCCUCCUGGAAUGCCUGCGCGCCCGUCGCUCUCUGUGCCCGCGUGUUUGCGCCCAGCGGGCCCACUGUUGUGCUUGGUCUGGAAUAAAUAAAAGCCGACGCGCCCGGCGUGCCUGCUUGGUCUGGGUGGUGGCGAGUAUGAAUAGAAUAAAAGCAGCCCCCGGCGGCCCUGCUUCGCUUCCGUGUUAGUUAUAUGCUACCUUUGCAGAAAAAUGCAGGGCCCAUAGAUACGCGCCCACCUUUCUCAGCCGGGCGCGCGCUUGUUUUGUUGUCGCAGAAAAGGCACCCGCGUGGGGCCCGGUAGGUCGGCGCGCCCGGAAUGCCUAUGCACGGGGCACAGACACCAGCAGCAAACACACCCAAAGGCACGGCGGCGGGUGGCUUCGCGGGGUCCACCCCCUCGAGUGGGCCUGCUGCUCUGUGUUGACACUCAUUGGCGGCCGAAAACGCCCGGGGUCCGUCGGUUCGGGGAAGUGUCCGGCCUUUUCCCCGCGGUGUGUUCGGAAGUGUGCCCCGGGGUGUGCCUGGGGUGUUUCGGGGGUGUGGGCCGGGGGUCUGCCUGGGGUAUGUCGGGGGUGUGUCGGGGGUGUGUCGGGGGUGUGUCUGGGGUGUGUCCGGGGUGUGUUCGGGGUGUGGGCUGCAAAUUGCAAAUCACGACGCUAGGCAGCCACUUUGCAUACCCCAGAACACACCCCAAAGCUUCAGCAAUUCUUGUCGGGGGGGGGUGUGUCGGGGGUGUGUCUGGGGUAUGUUUUGGGGUGUGGCCUGCAAAUUACGAAUCCCGAUGCUAUACAGCCACUUUGCAUACCCCAGAACAUACCCCCAAGCUUCAAAAGUUCUGGUUUGCUGCAGUCUAAAUAGUAAUGUUGAGGGUUAGUAAGAGUUGUGCACUCUCAUAGCCCGGACCUGCUCUACUCGGACACCGAGGAAAUAUCGUGGGUGUGGCUGACCAGCUAACAGAAUGAAAAAUCCCCCCUCCCCAUAUUCAGAGGGAAAUUUGUGAUGCACGGUCUGUGUACCUGUACACAAAUCAGCUUUUUGCUGCAUUGUAAUACUGCAGGCAGAUCGAUCCUAAGACUGUGUAAGCAGGAGUAUUUUGUAUGGGCCCUUAGCAUGGUAGAGACCCGUUCUGCGGGCUGAAUUGCAUUACAGCAUAAUGCGGCGGACUCUCUUGAUUUGCUUUCCUGCAAGGCAGACGCGAUUUGUGGCCACGGAUCAGCAUCGACGACGCUGCGCGUGGAAAGCGGAAGCUCGGCGCGUCGGAUGAGGGACCCCCGAUGCCGGGCCUCGGCAUUUGCCUUCUUACAAGACAGAAAUAAUUUGUGCCCACAAGAAAUCUGGCUCGGCGUGUGCGUGUCGGAUGAGGGAUCCCCUAUGGGUCCCUACCCUCGACCCCCUGCACAGCAAUGUGAGUCUUAGUAAUUUACUUGCUGCUCCCUACUGCUAUGCAUGUUUUUGUUUUACUUUUGUAUGAUUUAGAUUUGGCGCCAAGCUGAAAAUUUGCGUGACUUCGUGAAAACAGAAAAAUUGCGGCACCCGUCGUAUUUCGUGAAAAAAAAGUAUAGAAAAAAAAAGGAUCUACGCCUCUCGUCACGUGAAAGAUAUGUUACAACCAAGAAUGCGCUUCGUCUUCGUCGCGUCAACAUGUUAGAUGGUAAGUAGAUUCGUGCACUUCUACGCUGCCGCCCAAAGCCGCUCCCUCCUUCCCCCUCGUGCAUUUGGCUCUACCCUUUUACCUUCUGUCUUCUAGCGCUAGGUUGCGAACCUCGCAUGUCUUGCAGGGGCAUAUGUCCGUGGGGGUAGUCCUCGGUGUGGGUAGUUCUCGGUGUGAGUAGUUCUCGGUGUGGGUAGUUCUCGGUGUGGGUAGUUCUCGGUGUGGGUAGUCCUGAGAGGGUUACUCGGUGUGGGUAGAUAAAAACUGUGAUGCUUUAUUUGGGUCUAGGGAUGUACUAGUUUAAGUUUUCGACUCAGCGGCCGACACAAGUAUUCACUUUUUCAUUAGGCGGGGUACGCAUGAACAUGAUGCGGUUACUUAUCCGUUUUCGACCGGGCCGCAUCCCCGGGACACGUGCAGCACGACCCCGCUAGCGCGUCCACUAUGCAUGGGGCUGCGUCCUCCCCACCUGACACAAGAACUCCGGCCGUUACACGGCGCCGCGUUUCGUUGUCGCGAAGUUGCCCCUCCCUAACCACGUGGACACAUAGUUUCAUACGACGACGGUUCGCGGACUUCGACCUGCUGCUGGCGACGGUAUUCUUAUUCUUUGCUCUUUUCGUUUACCUGAAGCUGAACCUGUAGGAGCCGCAUCCCCUCCUAGUUAGUUUCUCAACCCGAUCUAGCAGUAGACUAUGUGUGUGCCCGGUAUUGAGGUCAGAUGUGGUUUUUCAUGCGACACCAAUGCCCCCUCUUUGACUUUGACCUGGCGGCACGGAGGACUCGUUGCAUUUUUUGGGACCACGCAAAUUCUAGCCUGCGAGGAGGGGGGAGCGAGCAAAAAAAACUGGCCUACGAAUAUCAGGAGGAAAACUGGCACGACUCAGCAUGGCAAAUUUUCAGAACGGGGAGGGGGGACUUUUCCUGACGAUACCAGCCCGGCUUUCUCGGAAACGGACGGCGCGGAAUUCCGUGCAAGCUGGGACGACCCGGAAUUGGGUCCCGCCUAUGCCAUAUGCACUGAAAAUAUUUAUAUUUAUACCUGGGUCUGGAACUGGAUCUGGAACAAAAGUGGAACCUGUAUUGCUCCUCCACUUCUUUGCGUUCAUCCUGUAAAGUCUAGAUUGCAUCACCGACAGGCAGAAGCGGGACCUCUUGCUCUUUUGUCAUGCAAAAAUAUUUCAUUAUCAUUUCAUUUGUAAUCAAUGCGCUUGCGCAUCCGCCCUAGACAUGGCAAAAUGAGGAAGAGGAAGCGUGGCUUUAGAUUUUGGCCCCGCUCGAUCGCGCUCAAAAGAGUGCUCAAGCAUGAUCACCAAUCAGCAUCACAAGUUUCCACACUCAAAUAUAUCUUUCUGCGUUUGAUACGCGACGCAAUCCCGGCGAGAACUUCCCCGCCUGCUUGAAGCCGCACCAGGGCCCGAGUACUUUAUCGAGGCGGACGCGAAACGUGAGACGGCGCUUGCGGACGAGCGCCAGCGGGUGGCCAACUUUGGCUCGGCGUUGCAAGAGGAUCUGCUCGCUUACCGAGGUACAGGAACUACAUUCUUGGCUCUGAUAGAACGUGUUGCACUACGUACGAGAUGAAGGAAAACUAUAUUGUAUAAAGAUUGCUUUUGCUUUAAAAUGGUUAUGGUAGUAAAGGAUAGUCUUAUGCUAGAGAUGGUGAGCCGGAGCGUGAGUGUGGCGCUGUGUCUAUCAUUGAGUAAAGGGCGCUGUGCCACUUUCAGUACACUUCGGCGUAGACCGUCUUCGAUGUCAGCUGUACCAAUACACAGGAGGCUGAUCGUCCUUGCGUUUUCAUUAAAAAUUCAUCACACAACAGACCUGCCCGCUUCCUCAGCGGUAUACGUCGAAUCCGAGUUGCGGCGAGUGCAGGGGAUUUACAACCUGCAGAGUGGGGAAAAAAACGGGUGUCCUGUAUACACGAAGCCGGAUAGCACGGAGGCGUUGUUUUUCGACGGUUUUCAGUGGGUGAUCAAGGCCGAGCUGGAGGACGUGAAAGCUCCUCUCAUUUUUGGGCCAGAAGUGGAGCUGCUGAAGGAGACGGUGCGGCUAUCAGGUUGCCAGCGCCCUCAUAUCCCGGAUGAUUGAAGUCUCAUCAAGUCUUGGCGCUGCAAAGUUUGCAAGUGGGCAAGCUUUCUUGUUUGUUUCCAUGCAAGGAUCAUAGUCAACUGCUUGCUGGUGCCGACUCGUAGUUGUGUGGGCUCGCAGCGCAGGUCACUUCUAACAACUUUCGCCCUUGCUGGGCCUUUUUGCAACAGAAAAGUUGGCUAAAUUUUUCUGCUUCGAGCGCGCUAUUUUGCGUUGCUGGCAUAAGCACAUGCAUAUGUAAGCUGGAGAGUGUUUCGCAAUACAUAUGAUUAUCAAUAUGUUGCUCUCGCGUUUUUCAUUUUCAGGUGCUCCCGAUUUGAGCGGAGGACCCUCACCAAUCUUGGUUUGCAGUUGCGGGGUCUGCUAAACAACAGAAUUAAAAUACACAAGCUCUCAGUUCUGGGAUAGAGGUGCAUGAUGCCCACAUGAUAGUAGCCUAAGCCUUAUCGACUGCAAAAAAAAAAUGUCUGGGUCUGGGAGUAUCCAGACAUUUGUCAUGCAUUUGUUGGAUCUUCAAGUUCAAGAGAAGAAAGUUUGGAAUGCACGCAGAGCACGACAAGAUCCGCGGAGGCUUCUCCAUGUCCAUGUCUUCUUCUUUGUCUAGCCUGCAUGUGCAUGAGAAGCAGCGUCUUGGAGGAACAAAAAGCGCAGCGCGCCUUAUGCUGACAAUGCAAGGCAGAUUUUUCUUUUUGUCUAUAGUUCUGUCUAAAUUCAGCAUCACAAACACAAGUUGCAAUCUUCCAAACCCGGACCUAUUUGCAAUGUAUAAGGCCGGGCAGGACGAGAGACCGAUGCAGAAGUACGUCCCGAAAGUUAUAGCGCGCGCAGGUGAUAUCGAUAUGGGAGUGUUAGGAUCGAAAUCGACAAAGAUGGCCUGGUUUGCAAUGCAAGCAUAAACUCAAUACUAGCGGGGCCCCAGUUUAUUUCUAAGUGGCGCAUGAUAAAUUUUGGGAGCACCUAGAUCCAGCCAGUCACCGCGCUGUUCAUCUGGGCAAGGAAAGUUUUUUUUUGCUCCUUCGCAGUCCUACUGCCAAGCAACCCCAAAGAGGCUUACAAUCUGCCUCAGCUGCCUGCUUUCCAAUACAGGCGAUUUGUGCCUUGCGCUGGCUUUGUGCAUUAUGACAAACUGUCUCAACUGUGUCAAUUUCGAACCUGACCCCUCCAUAGCCGUUACGAUCUCGACUGUACUUCCAUAUUCGUCUAUUGCUAUUCCUAUUGUAAAUUUGUACAAAAACUGUAUCCAUUUGAAUCUUAAAGAUGCCCGACGAGCGGCCAUCCCUCCAUCACUACUCGCUUGAAUUCGCGAACUCGUAUCGAAAUCGGCUUCACGUUUUCUGGCAGAGGGCGUGCUCUUGUUUUCUUUUCAUUUGCCUCAUCGUCAUCUUGGUCCUGCGUUACAAUUACAAACUUACGUCUUCGGCAUGCAUGGUAACAGCUGAGAUCAUAGUAACACCUGACCACGCAAUAGAAAUCCGGAACCCCAUCCAGCUAGGCAUUUGGGCCGGGGAUCUUGGGCGCAAC